CACACUUUCCAGCUAAAUAUCAAUGCGUUUGCCUUGUUUGUAUAUUUCCACACCAACGUAAUAUAGAGCACCAUGCCGAAGAGGAAAGUUACGUUUGAGGACGGGGACGAAGAGAUAGAGCUGGAUGACGAGCUCCCAAACAAAAAGAUCUGCGAGGCUGUGAGUGGACCAGGCUCCAGGUUUAAGGGCAAACAUUCCCUUGAUAGCGACGAAGAGGAUGAAGGGGAAGAGACGAAAAGCAGCAGCAACAAAUACGAUAUUCUGGCCAGUGAUGACGUGGAGGGCCAAGAGGGAGCGACAAUCGACUAUGACGAGGGAGUUUCUAUCACACCGUUCAACCUGGACGAGGAGAUGCAGGAAGGAUACUUUGACUCUGAGGGAAACUACUUCAUCAAAAAGGAAGAACAGAUCAGAGACAACUGGCUUGACAACAUUGAUUGGGUGAGAGUAAAAGAGCAACCUUUCAAGCAAAAGAAGAAAGGUCUUGGAGCCAAACGGAAACGCAGAGCCGGUGACGAGGAUGAGGCUGAGGAAGAGAAGCAGAGAGAAGAGAAGCAGGCAGGCAAAGUAAACGACGAAGCAGAAGACGAAGAGGAGGAGAUGGAGCCUGCAGAGGACCCGCUGGCGUCCUUCACUCAGCACCAGCUCACUGAAGCUGUGGUCGAACUGUUGCUGCCCGGGGAGACGGUCGCCACAGCGCUCCGUCGGUUAGGAGGCCUUGGAGGACGGAAGAAGGGGAAGCUGAGGGAGGAGAGUGAACCCACGGAGGAGAACAAACGGGAUACAGAAAAGCUCGACAGGCUCACAUCACUAGCUGACAGAUUGGUCGGAUCUGGGAUGUUUGAGAUCUAUCAGCAAACGUAUGAAAAACUGGCCUAUUUGAUGAAGAGCAUGAGCAGCAAGCGACCAGCUGUGGAGAAGAACCAAGGUGGUGAAGAGGAAGAAGAUGAACUUGAUAUGUUCGCAGAUAAAUUUGACGAGACGCAAACAGGCAGAGCAAAGGAGGACGAAGAAGACAAAAUAGUGAGCGAUGAAGUGAUGUGGGAGUACAAAUGGGAAAACAAGGAGGAUUCGGAGAUUUUCGGCCCUUUUACCAGUCAGCAGAUGCAGGGUUGGGUGGACGAAGGCUACUUCAGCACCGGCGUUUACUGCAAGAGGAUCGACCAGAAGGGAACUCAGUUCUACAACUCCAAGAGACUAGAUUUUGAGCUGUAUACAUGAUUUCUGUCCAGCAGUAAAUGAAUCGCAACCAUCACGGUCAUGAAACGUUUUCAUUGUUUGGUGGCUUUGGUGUCACAUCUAUCAUUUUAGCAGGGGCUUUGUUUUCUGUACAUUGUUUUUAAAUAAAUAACUCAUGUAUGUGUUGUUGCUAU
Messenger RNA from Anarrhichthys ocellatus (wolf-eel), 1373 nucleotides. It is a transcript of the gene cd2bp2, whose product is annotated as CD2 (cytoplasmic tail) binding protein 2. The record is from RefSeq and is a predicted model, not a curated record. Gene Ontology annotation, cellular component: U5 snRNP. The transcript is spliced from 7 exons. Gene Ontology annotation, molecular function: protein binding. The coding region runs from base 73 to 1221 and encodes 382 amino acids. NCBI's taxonomy places the organism in Eukaryota, Metazoa, Chordata, Actinopteri, Perciformes, Anarhichadidae.